UGAUUGUUUCUUGUGAAAACGACAUAACAAGCAUUUAAAAAUUAUUGAAAAACCUAUUGUUUAAACAAUGCCUACUGCAGAAAGCAAAGAGAGUGCCGGUCAGCUAUUGGAUGAACUCUAUUUGGACAUGUUCCAUCUCAUUGAAGAGCACACUAAGUGUCGAAUUAACAUCGAACGAACGAAUGCUAGUGGAGCUAUACUUUUAGCAAGAACAAAGUACCAGCAAGGCGGCAGCACUAUAUCUACGGCACAAAUACCCACGGAGAACAGCGGAGAAUUUAAUGCCCUCUGUCGGGUCGUCAGCAGGACCCGUGAUGUGGAUCCAAAGACGAGUAUGGAAAUUAGCAUCGAACGUCAUAUGGUGGACAAGGAGAAUGGCUACGUAGAGCCGCUGCACUGGUUCAGUGUACUGCCACCCAUGAGUUUACGCGGCGCCGUGUUAAAAUUCAAAGAUUGUAUAGAGCUUGUGGUCGAAAGUACCAAUCUUCAGCGGGAGCUCAACACGGUAUUGAGAAGCAUUGGCAAGUUGCGCCAGUAUGUUGCGCGGCAAUAGUUAUAAAUUCCACCAUUUAUUGUAAAUAAAAAUAAAGUUUCAGAGAUACAUAGAUCAUCAA
This is a messenger RNA of Scaptodrosophila lebanonensis, 614 nucleotides long. RefSeq lists its product as uncharacterized. The transcript has a single exon. Gene Ontology annotation, biological process: vacuolar proton-transporting V-type ATPase complex assembly. The record is from RefSeq and is a predicted model, not a curated record. Gene Ontology annotation, cellular component: extrinsic component of endoplasmic reticulum membrane. Bases 68 to 553 code for a protein of 161 amino acids. Lineage: Eukaryota; Metazoa; Arthropoda; Insecta; Diptera; Drosophilidae.